Molecule: messenger RNA, 1410 nt
Organism: Penicillium nucicola
Lineage: Eukaryota; Fungi; Ascomycota; Eurotiomycetes; Eurotiales; Aspergillaceae
Exons: 2
Coding region: 1-1410 (469 amino acids)
Source: RefSeq, a predicted model, not a curated record
AUGCCUUUUCCAGCAACUCCAUCGCCAUUCCGCCUGUCCCGUCGCAAUCCAUCCGCGCGCCGCAAUGUCGGUCCCCAAUUCGCCCCAACGCCGCGAUUCGUACUAUCUCAGCCUACAACACAAGAUAAUGUCAAUGAUCUGGACGUGAUAGAUGAUGAAGAUGAACCCCCAUCAACGCCGAACUUCACGCGCCAACCACCUGCGUCCCAAAGCAACGCUUCGCGCUCACAUCACCUGCGCAACGUGAUUGAGGACUCGGAUGAUACUCGGAUUAUUCCCAGCCAAGGUCCUAGAAGCACAACUGUGGUUGAGCUUCCAGACGAUGCAAUUGCUAGUAGCCCACCCGCGCAGUCCCAGACCCCAGGCAUUCUCGAUGCCGAGUUUGACGCGCUCUUUGCCACGACUCGUGAGAAUAAACGGCGCCGGGUGGAGGCAACCACACCCCUGCCGUCGAUGACGCAGACAGAAUACCAUGCGAUGUCUUCUUCGCCAAUAGAAUAUAAUCAAGCAGCUAAACCCAUCACUAAUGACACUGGACCGGACUUCGCCGACCCGGAUAACGAUGUGCAAAGCACGCCGGCACCAAAUGCACGUCCAGUCGCGCCAGGCAUAUCAACACCAGCGAACACACAAACGCCGUUCCGGGGGCGUCCCCGCUUCAUGCUUUCGUCUACUGCGAAGCCGCCCAGCAGUCAGUCUGCGCCAAGAUUCCAAACAAGCACGCAAGAGACAUCGGCGCCUGAAAGACGGAAGCCAGUGUUUCUUUUGCCUCGCUCGCCAUCUCCAAAUCGAGAAGCGGAGGAUAUACCUGCACCGUUCUCCCCUUCUUCUCGCACGCUACGUCGACGUGGUAGACAGCGCGGUGGUGCAUCCAAUUAUACACCUGGCGGAAUGGCCGCGGAAGUACGGAGCUGGGUUUUGGAAAUGGGCACGAAACGUGACUCAUUGCCAUACCCUCAGACUCCUAAAGCCCCCUCUGCCCAGGAAAUAGGUGCUUCUGGGGUCUUGGAAAAAUACUCCGUUGCUGUUCGCGUGGAUGAUGCUGGGCACUCUACACUUAAUAGCUGUGGCCCUCUGGCUUUUCUGCAGGCAACAGUACUUGCUGGCCAUUCUUUGCAAGGCGAGGCUCAGGAUGAAUCCAUCAGAAUUAUGCUUAUGGGUCCCCCACGGUCCAAACCGCCUCAUUCUGAUAUUGCCAGGGCACUGCGUCUACAAGAGGGUGACCUUGUCGGUAUUCAUAGCGGGCUAAACUGGUAUCUCGAGCUUGGCUCUUCCUUGGAAAAUGCACAGCUUCCAGAUCUGGCUGCUUCUACGUCGCAGAACGAGCCAACUGCGAGUGAGAGCUGUGAUGUCGCGAAAGAGCGGUGGCUUGUGGUUAUGGAAUGGGAUCUCGUCCAGAUAUCUGAGUGA